ACGCGCCAAUGCCAUGGCCAUGUGUCGGUGAAGCUUCCUUUUGACAGCAUCGCGAAUUUUCCCUCUUCUUUUUUCCACCAAUUAAUUGUUAAUUUAUUUAUAUUAAUUUUCAAUUCACACGCCACCAAUUUUGGCCGGAAGCAGCUGGAAGACGAAGAAGAACCCCUCUCAGCUUCUUCCUCUUCUUUAAUCAAAUUCCUCAGCUUUCCUUCCCAGCACAACCCCUUCUUUCAUUCAUCCCUCGAACAAGCUCGGCCGGCCCGAUCCGAGGUUCUUGUCAAGGGAGCUGUUGUGUUUGCAAGAGAGAAAUUCUGCAGUUACGGGGAUUAGUAUCAGAGUGAGCCUUUCUGUUUCAGUGUAUUCGGGCAAAAAGGGACUUGGUCGGUGCGAAACAAACUACCAAGUGUUCGAAGAUAGGAUAAUUUUCUUGGCAAGUUAAGGAAUUUUCAUUUGCUUCUCAACUCUAUGAAGCUGCAGAUGUUUGUUGAUACUUCUUAGUUAAAUUUCUGAGUUUCAUUUUGGAGAAGCAAUCCUCUCUUAUGGGUUGAUCUUAGCACGGUUAAGGUCGAGCUUUAUUGUUUUGAUUGAGGACGCGCUCAAAAUUUACGGCUUGAGAGCUGAGGAGAAGAUAGAUCUACGUAGCUUGGGAUUUCCAAUGGACCAUACUGCCACGGGAGAUAGAGAUUUCGAUGUUGAUCUUGAAAGUGGUAGGAUAGUUGACAAAAAUGAAAAUGAAGCUAUCGUGUAUAUAAACCUGAUGAACCCUAAAGAAGUUGAGGACCCGAUAUUGCUAACGCCCGAGAGAGUCGGGGGUUGUAAAACUCCGGGCAGUGCUGAGAAGAAGGAAGCUUCUAAGGAGAAACGUAAGAAGUCAAGCAACAAGAAGCCGCCAAGGCCUCCUCGGCCACCGCGUUGCCCAUCGCUUGACGCUGCUGAUCAGAAGCUGAUGAGAGAGAUCACUGAGCUCGCCAUGCUGAAGCGGGCAAGGAUCGAGAGGAUGAAGGCCCUGAAGAAGGCCAAGAAUUGCAAGGCUUCCUCUUUCUCAAGCAAUACGGUUCUUGCCCUGGUCUUCACAGUCAUAUUCUUCAUCGUAGUUAUAUUUCAAGGAGUGUCUCCAAAGGCGGAAUCCCCUUUGAUGAGCUUGGAAGGGCCUUCGCCUGAGUCAGCAGGAGGGUUGAUCUCAGUACAGUAUCACCUGAGCUCAUCUGUAAAUUUUGUGAAUCCACCUACAGAUGCUUCCCACAGUUUGGUACAGAAGGUAGCUGUUUCGGAUGCACAUGAAGAGCCAGCAGGUACAGUUGCGGGAUGACUUGUUAGGCACCAGAGGAGAUAAAUAAGAAGUUCGACUUGAGGAGAUUUUUAUGAUUUUCCCUUUGUCAUUCUUUUUUUUUAAAUUUUUUCCUUCUUUUUGGGAGUUCCCUGUGCAGACUCGUUACAGUUUUCCUUUGGUCCAUGUACAUGUGGAAUUUUGGGUUGAGUCAAGCAUGCCGGGUACAUUAUCCUCUCAUGUAAUACAACUAAGAACCUCGAAGGGCUGUAAGUUAUCCUGCUGCAGAGGUACUAUAUGUUAUUAGGUGUAUCCUGUUGAGAAAUGAGUUGCCUCAGCAGCUUGAUUAUCUCAAGCAAAAGCUCAUGUGCCUGAGUGCUUGUUAACGUACAGCUUAUUUAUUUAAGGUAGAAUAUAAAUUAUGUCUUUCUCAGGCUUGUCAA
Molecule: messenger RNA, 1710 nt
Organism: Punica granatum (pomegranate)
Lineage: Eukaryota; Viridiplantae; Streptophyta; Magnoliopsida; Myrtales; Lythraceae
Source: RefSeq, a predicted model, not a curated record